AUGUCUUCUGCCCACGAAAGUCCACAAUCCAACCCUCCUCCUCAUCCCAUCGAACCUCCCAUCCUCGAAUCCGAGCAAGACAAGACCUACUAUGAGCGCACGCGACUAGCCCGACGACAGUACGAGCACGCGACCCUCCGUGAGGGCUUACAGCGGGGCCUGUCGCUGUGGACGAUCUUGGCCGUGCUAUCCAGUGACCAGGGCGAUUCAGAUAGUCGAGGGAGUACUAGAAGACUGUAUCCGAGAAUGAACAAUCACUACAUCCCGAGAUACAACCACACCAUCACCACCACUCAUCAUAGCAACAGCAACAAAUACUCCCUUCCGCACGCAGAGAGCCACGACUACAGCCCGGCCUACUACUCUUCGCACUCAGAUCGACGUUCAGCACAGCACAGAGCUGCCAUACACUGUGCUACACCACAAUCUUCCUCGGCCUCCCCAGCUUCCUCGACUUCUACCUCCACCUCGACCUCUCCACCACCAACAACACUCAUCCCCAACAACAACCACCAUCAAUACCCAACCCACCCUCCCAACAACCCCAAAACCCAGCAUGAAUACCACCACUACCACCCCCUCAUAACCUUCCUAACAAUCAACCCCCCAGCCCCAGAUAGCUCCUACUACGACCGCGUCUCCGACUACCGAGUCCGCAGCCAGAAGAGGCCGUGGGAGGGCGACCGGAGCUGGGAUGAAACUUUCCUGUGCAGGAGUUAUAAGCGGAGGCGCGGUGGAGGUGGGAGUGGGAUUCUGCAGGAGGCCGCACAGGCCUCGGAUCAGAAGCCUUCGGUGGUGUUGGAGAGGGGCAUGGUCUGGGAGAUGAGGGGGGAUGGGGAUCAUGGGAGGGGGGUUGAGGGAGGUGGUGGAAGGUGGAGGUAUUGGGUUCCUGGGUAA
Messenger RNA from Aspergillus homomorphus CBS 101889, 897 nucleotides. RefSeq lists its product as uncharacterized. The coding region runs from base 1 to 897 and encodes 298 amino acids. The transcript has a single exon. NCBI's taxonomy places the organism in Eukaryota, Fungi, Ascomycota, Eurotiomycetes, Eurotiales, Aspergillaceae. The record is from RefSeq and is a predicted model, not a curated record.